Molecule: messenger RNA, 1197 nt
Organism: Ricinus communis (castor bean)
Lineage: Eukaryota; Viridiplantae; Streptophyta; Magnoliopsida; Malpighiales; Euphorbiaceae
Exons: 3
Coding region: 454-1101 (215 amino acids)
Source: RefSeq, a predicted model, not a curated record
GCAUUGCAUUUUCGUGGCGGAUGAUAUGAAAUUCUAAAAGUAUAUGGCUGUUGAAGUGCGUAAAUUGUAAAUAUGCAUCUGAUAUGGAAUCCUUGUUUUUAUAAAAGAAAAUAGUUUGGGCUGAAACUGUGAGGACUCUUAGUCGACCCAUAAACAAAGUAAGUAACUGUCAAAUUAACAGUUCAUACAAUUUUCAGAGGUUCGUUUUCUUUUCUUUUUUUGUUUGGUUUACUCCGAUUCUUUUUCUGUUAUAUCUAAGAAUAACCCAACUCUUGUUUCCGUUUGCCUCUUUUUUCUUCUUCUCACGAUCCGCUGCUGUUUUGAUUUACUUUUCCCACUUUCAGCCUUUGUUAUAUUAAUGAGCGUAUUAAACAAAACAGGUAGGUUUGUUUUUUUUCUUUUCAAAAAAAAAUAUAUAUGUAAAAUAAAAUUUGGAGAUUCAGAAGGAAAUGAAUGCAAUUUGAUUACUUCAAUCCUGUUAUCACCAGCAGUAUUCAUUGUGGGUGCUUACUAGUAAAAAUGGGGGCUGUUGUUACUAAAGCAGCAAAUGGAGUCGGAGGUGUUGUUGGCAAUUUAUUCGGUGCUCCUUUUAGGGCUUUUCUUGGAGCAUCAUGCCAGGAUGUUUGUGCAGGGCCAUGGGAUGUUAUGUGUUUCGUGGAGCACUUGUGCGUCUCCGAUGUGGUGAAGCUGGUCAUGAUCUUGGGCCUCUGCUACAUAACUUUGUUGUUCUUGUACCUGUUGUUCAAAAUUGGGAUUUGGCAAUGCAUAGGAAGAAGCCUUUGUAAAAUGUGUUGGGCCGCAUGCGAGAGUUACUGGUCGGGGUUAGAGUACAUGAGUUGCUUCUUAUGGCAUAAGUUAAAGAACACUAAACGUGGACAUAGGAGGAGGAGGAGAGGUUGUGGAGACAUUGAAAGGGGCUGGGGCUGGGGCUGGGGCUGCUCUGAAAGUGAUGAGGUAAUGAGUUUUGGUAGAAAAGUUGGAUAUCCUUGCAGUAGGCAUGGUGUGAGAUUGAAGAAAGUCAGUCGUGUAUCCCAAAGGCUAAAGAAGACCAAAAAUCAUCGAGCAAAUCCUGGAAUGUUGAAGAGGAGACGUCUGAGGUGAUGAUAGUGAAAUGGUGAUGGGCGCUAUAUAUGUGUCAUUCCCUUUUAUUUAGUGGCUUCUUGAUGUUUCAAUUCAUAUAAACCACUUUUUAAUUAA